AUGCGCUGCCCUGCUAAGGGAUUGCGAGGGCCAAAACCCACUUUGUCCCAUCUCAGCCUCGCACCUUUUUUGGGACCCUCGCGCCACUGCGCCUCAAUCUCGUUCAUACACCCUUCCCCAAUCUCCGAAUCCGGACUCAGCGCCCUACACGUCUGCCCCGCACCUCUCUGCUCAACCCAUACCCCGCUGUUCACAACUUUUCCACCCUCUCUGCCUUACGCCCUUCAUCCCCCUUUCCACCCUCUCUGCCUUACGCCCUUCAUCCCCCUUUCCACCCUCUCUGCCUUACGCCCUUCAUCCCCCUUUCCACCCUCUCUGCCUUACGCCCUUCAUCCCCCUUUCCACCCUCUCUGCCUUACGCCCUUCAUCCCCCUUUCCACCCUCUCUGCCUUACGCCCUUCAUCCCCCUUUCCACCCUCUCUGCCUUACGCCCUUCAUCCCCCUUUCCACCCUCUCUGCCUUACGCCCUUCAUCCCCCUUUCCACCCUCUCUGCCUUACGCCCUUCAUCCCCCUUUCCACCCUCUCUGCCUUACGCCCUUCAUCCCCCUUUCCACCCUCUCUGCCUUACGCCCUUCAUCCCCCUUUCCACCCUCUCUGCCUUACGCCCUUCAUCCCCCUUUCCACCCUCUCUGCCUUACGCCCUUCAUCCCCCUUUCCACCCUCUCUGCCUUACGCCCUUCAUCCCCCUUUCCACCCUCUCUGCCUUACGCCCUUCAUCCCCCUUUCCACCCUCUCUGCCUUACGCCCUUCAUCCCCCUUUCCACCCUCUCUGCCUUACGCCCUUCAUCCCCCUUUCCACCCUCUCUGCCUUACGCCCUUCAUCCCCCUUUCCACCCUCUCUGCCUUACGCCCUUCAUCCCCCUUUCCACCCUCUCUGCCUUACGCCCUUCAUCCCCCUUUCCACCCUCUCUGCCUUACGCCCUUCAUCCCCCUUUCCACCCUCUCUGCCUUACGCCCUUCAUCCCCCUUUCCACCCUCUCUGCCUUACGCCCUUCAUCCCCCUUUCCACCCUCUCUGCCUUACGCCCUUCAUCCCCCUUUCCACCCUCUCUGCCUUACGCCCUUCAUCCCCCUUUCCACCCUCUCUGCCUUACGCCCUUCAUCCCCCUUUCCACCCUCUCUGCCUUACGCCCUUCAUCCCCCUUUCCACCCUCUCUGCCUUACGCCCUUCAUCCCCCUUUCCACCCUCUCUGCCUUACGCCCUUCAUCCCCCUUUCCACCCUCUCUCCUUACGCCCUUCAUCCCCCUUUCCACCCUCUCUGCCUUACGCCCUUCAUCCCCCUUUCCACCCUCUCUGCCUUACGCCCUUCAUCCCCCUUUCCACCCUCUCUGCCUUACGCCCUUCAUCCCCCUUUCCACCCUCUCUGCCUUACGCCCUUCAUCCCCCUUUCCACCCUCUCUGCCUUACGCCCUUCAUCCCCCUUUCCACCCUCUCUGCCUUACGCCCUUCAUCCCCCUUUCCACCCUCUCUGCCUUACGCCCUUCAUCCCCCUUUCCACCCUCUCUGCCUUACGCCCUUCAUCCCCCUUUCCACCCUCUCUGCCUUACGCCCUUCAUCCCCCUUUCCACCCUCUCUGCCUUACGCCCUUCAUCCCCCUUUCCACCCUCUCUGCCUUACGCCCUUCAUCCCCCUUUCCACCCUCUCUGCCUUACGCCCUUCAUCCCCCUUUCCACCCUCUCUGCCUUACGCCCUUCAUCCCCCUUUCCACCCUCUCUGCCUUACGCCCUUCAUCCCCCUUUCCACCCUCUCUGCCUUACGCCCUUCAUCCCCCUUUCCACCCUCUCUGCCUUACGCCCUUCAUCCCCCUUUCCACCCUCUCUGCCUUACGCCCUUCAUCCCCCUUUCCACCCUCUCUGCCUUACGCCCUUCAUCCCCCUUUCCACCCUCUCUGCCUUACGCCCUUCAUCCCCCUUUCCACCCUCUCUGCCUUACGCCCUUCAUCCCCCUUUCCACCCUCUCUGCCUUACGCCCUUCAUCCCCCUUUCCACCCUCUCUGCCUUACGCCCUUCAUCCCCCUUUCCACCCUCUCUGCCUUACGCCCUUCAUCCCCCUUUCCACCCUCUCUGCCUUACGCCCUUCAUCCCCCUUUCCACCCUCUCUGCCUUACGCCCUUCAUCCCCCUUUCCACCCUCUCUGCCUUACGCCCUUCAUCCCCCUUUCCACCCUCUCUGCCUUACGCCCUUCAUCCCCCUUUCCACCCUCUCUGCCUUACGCCCUUCAUCCCCCUUUCCACCCUCUCUGCCUUACGCCCUUCAUCCCCCUUUCCACCCUCUCUGCCUUACGCCCUUCAUCCCCCUUUCCACCCUCUCUGCCUUACGCCCUUCAUCCCCCUUUCCACCCUCUCUGCCUUACGCCCUUCAUCCCCCUUUCCACCCUCUCUGCCUUACGCCCUUCAUCCCCCUUUCCACCCUCUCUGCCUUACGCCCUUCAUCCCCCUUUCCACCCUCUCUGCCUUACGCCCUUCAUCCCCCUUUCCACCCUCUCUGCCUUACGCCCUUCAUCCCCCUUUCCACCCUCUCUGCCUUACGCCCUUCAUCCCCCUUUCCACCCUCUCUGCCUUACGCCCUUCAUCCCCCUUUCCACCCUCUCUGCCUUACGCCCUUCAUCCCCCUUUCCACCCUCUCUGCCUUACGCCCUUCAUCCCCCUUUCCACCCUCUCUGCCUUACGCCCUUCAUCCCCCUUUCCACCCUCUCUGCCUUACGCCCUUCAUCCCCCUUUCCACCCUCUCUGCCUUACGCCCUUCAUCCCCCUUUCCACCCUCUCUGCCUUACGCCCUUCAUCCCCCUUUCCACCCUCUCUGCCUUACGCCCUUCAUCCCCCUUUCCACCCUCUCUGCCUUACGCCCUUCAUCCCCCUUUCCACCCUCUCUGCCUUACGCCCUUCAUCCCCCUUUCCACCCUCUCUGCCUUACGCCCUUCAUCCCCCUUUCCACCCUCUCUGCCUUACGCCCUUCAUCCCCCUUUCCACCCUCUCUGCCUUACGCCCUUCAUCCCCCUUUCCACCCUCUCUGCCUUACGCCCUUCAUCCCCCUUUCCACCCUCUCUGCCUUACGCCCUUCAUCCCCCUUUCCACCCUCUCUGCCUUACGCCCUUCAUCCCCCUUUCCACCCUCUCUGCCUUACGCCCUUCAUCCCCCUUUCCACCCUCUCUGCCUUACGCCCUUCAUCCCCCUUUCCACCCUCUCUGCCUUACGCCCUUCAUCCCCCUUUCCACCCUCUCUGCCUUACGCCCUUCAUCCCCCUUUCCACCCUCUCUGCCUUACGCCCUUCAUCCCCCUUUCCACCCUCUCUGCCUUACGCCCUUCAUCCCCCUUUCCACCCUCUCUGCCUUACGCCCUUCAUCCCCCUUUCCACCCUCUCUGCCUUACGCCCUUCAUCCCCCUUUCCACCCUCUCUGCCUUACGCCCUUCAUCCCCCUUUCCACCCUCUCUGCCUUACGCCCUUCAUCCCCCUUUCCACCCUCUCUGCCUUACGCCCUUCAUCCCCCUUUCCACCCUCUCUGCCUUACGCCCUUCAUCCCCCUUUCCACCCUCUCUGCCUUACGCCCUUCAUCCCCCUUUCCACCCUCUCUGCCUUACGCCCUUCAUCCCCCUUUCCACCCUCUCUGCCUUACGCCCUUCAUCCCCCUUUCCACCCUCUCUGCCUUACGCCCUUCAUCCCCUUUCCACCCUCUCUGCCUUACGCCCUUCAUCCCCCUUUCCACCCUCUCUGCCUUACGCCCUUCAUCCCCCUUUCCACCCUCUCUGCCUUACGCCCUUCAUCCCCCUUUCCACCCUCUCUGCCUUACGCCCUUCAUCCCCCUUUCCACCCUCUCUGCCUUACGCCCUUCAUCCCCCUUUCCACCCUCUCUGCCUUACGCCCUUCAUCCCCCUUUCCACCCUCUCUGCCUUACGCCCUUCAUCCCCCUUUCCACCCUCUCUGCCUUACGCCCUUCAUCCCCCUUUCCACCCUCUCUGCCUUACGCCCUUCAUCCCCCUUUCCACCCUCUCUGCCUUACGCCCUUCAUCCCCCUUUCCACCCUCUCUGCCUUACGCCCUUCAUCCCCCUUUCCACCCUCUCUGCCUUACGCCCUUCAUCCCCCUUUCCACCCUCUCUGCCUUACGCCCUUCAUCCCCCUUUCCACCCUCUCUGCCUUACGCCCUUCAUCCCCCUUUCCACCCUCUCUGCCUUACGCCCUUCAUCCCCCUUUCCACCCUCUCUGCCUUACGCCCUUCAUCCCCCUUUCCACCCUCUCUGCCUUACGCCCUUCAUCCCCCUUUCCACCCUCUCUGCCUUACGCCCUUCAUCCCCCUUUCCACCCUCUCUGCCUUACGCCCUUCAUCCCCCUUUCCACCCUCUCUGCCUUACGCCCUUCAUCCCCCUUUCCACCCUCUCUGCCUUACGCCCUUCAUCCCCCUUUCCACCCUCUCUGCCUUACGCCCUUCAUCCCCCUUUCCACCCUCUCUGCCUUACGCCCUUCAUCCCCCUUUCCACCCUCUCUGCCUUACGCCCUUCAUCCCCCUUUCCACCCUCUCUGCCUUACGCCCUUCAUCCCCCUUUCCACCCUCUCUGCCUUACGCCCUUCAUCCCCCUUUCCACCCUCUCUGCCUUACGCCCUUCAUCCCCCUUUCCACCCUCUCUGCCUUACGCCCUUCAUCCCCCUUUCCACCCUCUCUGCCUUACGCCCUUCAUCCCCCUUUCCACCCUCUCUGCCUUACGCCCUUCAUCCCCCUUUCCACCCUCUCUGCCUUACGCCCUUCAUCCCCCUUUCCACCCUCUCUGCCUUACGCCCUUCAUCCCCCUUUCCACCCUCUCUGCCUUACGCCCUUCAUCCCCCUUUCCACCCUCUCUGCCUUACGCCCUUCAUCCCCCUUUCCACCCUCUCUGCCUUACGCCCUUCAUCCCCCUUUCCACCCUCUCUGCCUUACGCCCUUCAUCCCCCUUUCCACCCUCUCUGCCUUACGCCCUUCAUCCCCCUUUCCACCCUCUCUGCCUUACGCCCUUCAUCCCCCUUUCCACCCUCUCUGCCUUACGCCCUUCAUCCCCCUUUCCACCCUCUCUGCCUUACGCCCUUCAUCCCCCUUUCCACCCUCUCUGCCUUACGCCCUUCAUCCCCCUUUCCACCCUCUCUGCCUUACGCCCUUCAUCCCCCUUUCCACCCUCUCUGCCUUACGCCCUUCAUCCCCCUUUCCACCCUCUCUGCCUUACGCCCUUCAUCCCCCUUUCCACCCUCUCUGCCUUACGCCCUUCAUCCCCCUUUCCACCCUCUCUGCCUUACGCCCUUCAUCCCCCUUUCCACCCUCUCUGCCUUACGCCCUUCAUCCCCCUUUCCACCCUCUCUGCCUUACGCCCUUCAUCCCCCUUUCCACCCUCUCUGCCUUACGCCCUUCAUCCCCCUUUCCACCCUCUCUGCCUUACGCCCUUCAUCCCCCUUUCCACCCUCUCUGCCUUACGCCCUUCAUCCCCCUUUCCACCCUCUCUGCCUUACGCCCUUCAUCCCCCUUUCCACCCUCUCUGCCUUACGCCCUUCAUCCCCCUUUCCACCCUCUCUGCCUUACGCCCUUCAUCCCCCUUUCCACCCUCUCUGCCUUACGCCCUUCAUCCCCCUUUCCACCCUCUCUGCCUUACGCCCUUCAUCCCCCUUUCCACCCUCUCUGCCUUACGCCCUUCAUCCCCCUUUCCACCCUCUCUGCCUUACGCCCUUCAUCCCCCUUUCCACCCUCUCUGCCUUACGCCCUUCAUCCCCCUUUCCACCCUCUCUGCCUUACGCCCUUCAUCCCCCUUUCCACCCUCUCUGCCUUACGCCCUUCAUCCCCCUUUCCACCCUCUCUGCCUUACGCCCUUCAUCCCCCUUUCCACCCUCUCUGCCUUACGCCCUUCAUCCCCCUUUCCACCCUCUCUGCCUUACGCCCUUCAUCCCCCUUUCCACCCUCUCUGCCUUACGCCCUUCAUCCCCCUUUCCACCCUCUCUGCCUUACGCCCUUCAUCCCCCUUUCCACCCUCUCUGCCUUACGCCCUUCAUCCCCCUUUCCACCCUCUCUGCCUUACGCCCUUCAUCCCCCUUUCCACCCUCUCUGCCUUACGCCCUUCAUCCCCCUUUCCACCCUCUCUGCCUUACGCCCUUCAUCCCCCUUUCCACCCUCUCUGCCUUACGCCCUUCAUCCCCCUUUCCACCCUCUCUGCCUUACGCCCUUCAUCCCCCUUUCCACCCUCUCUGCCUUACGCCCUUCAUCCCCCUUUCCACCCUCUCUGCCUUACGCCCUUCAUCCCCCUUUCCACCCUCUCUGCCUUACGCCCUUCAUCCCCCUUUCCACCCUCUCUGCCUUACGCCCUUCAUCCCCCUUUCCACCCUCUCUGCCUUACGCCCUUCAUCCCCCUUUCCACCCUCUCUGCCUUACGCCCUUCAUCCCCCUUUCCACCCUCUCUGCCUUACGCCCUUCAUCCCCCUUUCCACCCUCUCUGCCUUACGCCCUUCAUCCCCCUUUCCACCCUCUCUGCCUUACGCCCUUCAUCCCCCUUUCCACCCUCUCUGCCUUACGCCCUUCAUCCCCCUUUCCACCCUCUCUGCCUUACGCCCUUCAUCCCCCUUUCCACCCUCUCUGCCUUACGCCCUUCAUCCCCCUUUCCACCCUCUCUGCCUUACGCCCUUCAUCCCCCUUUCCACCCUCUCUGCCUUACGCCCUUCAUCCCCCUUUCCACCCUCUCUGCCUUACGCCCUUCAUCCCCCUUUCCACCCUCUCUGCCUUACGCCCUUCAUCCCCCUUUCCACCCUCUCUGCCUUACGCCCUUCAUCCCCCUUUCCACCCUCUCUGCCUUACGCCCUUCAUCCCCCUUUCCACCCUCUCUGCCUUACGCCCUUCAUCCCCCUUUCCACCCUCUCUGCCUUACGCCCUUCAUCCCCCUUUCCACCCUCUCUGCCUUACGCCCUUCAUCCCCCUUUCCACCCUCUCUGCCUUACGCCCUUCAUCCCCCUUUCCACCCUCUCUGCCUUACGCCCUUCAUCCCCCUUUCCACCCUCUCUGCCUUACGCCCUUCAUCCCCCUUUCCACCCUCUCUGCCUUACGCCCUUCAUCCCCCUUUCCACCCUCUCUGCCUUACGCCCUUCAUCCCCCUUUCCACCCUCUCUGCCUUACGCCCUUCAUCCCCCUUUCCACCCUCUCUGCCUUACGCCCUUCAUCCCCCUUUCCACCCUCUCUGCCUUACGCCCUUCAUCCCCCUUUCCACCCUCUCUGCCUUACGCCCUUCAUCCCCCUUUCCACCCUCUCUGCCUUACGCCCUUCAUCCCCCUUUCCACCCUCUCUGCCUUACGCCCUUCAUCCCCCUUUCCACCCUCUCUGCCUUACGCCCUUCAUCCCCCUUUCCACCCUCUCUGCCUUACGCCCUUCAUCCCCCUUUCCACCCUCUCUGCCUUACGCCCUUCAUCCCCCUUUCCACCCUCUCUGCCUUACGCCCUUCAUCCCCCUUUCCACCCUCUCUGCCUUACGCCCUUCAUCCCCCUUUCCACCCUCUCUGCCUUACGCCCUUCAUCCCCCUUUCCACCCUCUCUGCCUUACGCCCUUCAUCCCCCUUUCCACCCUCUCUGCCUUACGCCCUUCAUCCCCCUUUCCACCCUCUCUGCCUUACGCCCUUCAUCCCCCUUUCCACCCUCUCUGCCUUACGCCCUUCAUCCCCCUUUCCACCCUCUCUGCCUUACGCCCUUCAUCCCCCUUUCCACCCUCUCUGCCUUACGCCCUUCAUCCCCCUUUCCACCCUCUCUGCCUUACGCCCUUCAUCCCCCUUUCCACCCUCUCUGCCUUACGCCCUUCAUCCCCCUUUCCACCCUCUCUGCCUUACGCCCUUCAUCCCCCUUUCCACCCUCUCUGCCUUACGCCCUUCAUCCCCCUUUCCACCCUCUCUGCCUUACGCCCUUCAUCCCCCUUUCCACCCUCUCUGCCUUACGCCCUUCAUCCCCCUUUCCACCCUCUCUGCCUUACGCCCUUCAUCCCCCUUUCCACCCUCUCUGCCUUACGCCCUUCAUCCCCCUUUCCACCCUCUCUGCCUUACGCCCUUCAUCCCCCUUUCCACCCUCUCUGCCUUACGCCCUUCAUCCCCCUUUCCACCCUCUCUGCCUUACGCCCUUCAUCCCCCUUUCCACCCUCUCUGCCUUACGCCCUUCAUCCCCCUUUCCACCCUCUCUGCCUUACGCCCUUCAUCCCCCUUUCCACCCUCUCUGCCUUACGCCCUUCAUCCCCCUUUCCACCCUCUCUGCCUUACGCCCUUCAUCCCCCUUUCCACCCUCUCUGCCUUACGCCCUUCAUCCCCCUUUCCACCCUCUCUGCCUUACGCCCUUCAUCCCCCUUUCCACCCUCUCUGCCUUACGCCCUUCAUCCCCCUUUCCACCCUCUCUGCCUUACGCCCUUCAUCCCCCUUUCCACCCUCUCUGCCUUACGCCCUUCAUCCCCCUUUCCACCCUCUCUGCCUUACGCCCUUCAUCCCCCUUUCCACCCUCUCUGCCUUACGCCCUUCAUCCCCCUUUCCACCCUCUCUGCCUUACGCCCUUCAUCCCCCUUUCCACCCUCUCUGCCUUACGCCCUUCAUCCCCCUUUCCACCCUCUCUGCCUUACGCCCUUCAUCCCCCUUUCCACCCUCUCUGCCUUACGCCCUUCAUCCCCCUUUCCACCCUCUCUGCCUUACGCCCUUCAUCCCCCUUUCCACCCUCUCUGCCUUACGCCCUUCAUCCCCCUUUCCACCCUCUCUGCCUUACGCCCUUCAUCCCCCUUUCCACCCUCUCUGCCUUACGCCCUUCAUCCCCCUUUCCACCCUCUCUGCCUUACGCCCUUCAUCCCCCUUUCCACCCUCUCUGCCUUACGCCCUUCAUCCCCCUUUCCACCCUCUCUGCCUUACGCCCUUCAUCCCCCUUUCCACCCUCUCUGCCUUACGCCCUUCAUCCCCCUUUCCACCCUCUCUGCCUUACGCCCUUCAUCCCCCUUUCCACCCUCUCUGCCUUACGCCCUUCAUCCCCCUUUCCACCCUCUCUGCCUUACGCCCUUCAUCCCCCUUUCCACCCUCUCUGCCUUACGCCCUUCAUCCCCCUUUCCACCCUCUCUGCCUUACGCCCUUCAUCCCCCUUUCCACCCUCUCUGCCUUACGCCCUUCAUCCCCUUUCCACCCUCUCUGCCUUACGCCCUUCAUCCCCCUUUCCACCCUCUCUGCCUUACGCCCUUCAUCCCCCUUUCCACCCUCUCUGCCUUACGCCCUUCAUCCCCCUUUCCACCCUCUCUGCCUUACGCCCUUCAUCCCCCUUUCCACCCUCUCUGCCUUACGCCCUUCAUCCCCCUUUCCACCCUCUCUGCCUUACGCCCUUCAUCCCCCUUUCCACCCUCUCUGCCUUACGCCCUUCAUCCCCCUUUCCACCCUCUCUGCCUUACGCCCUUCAUCCCCCUUUCCACCCUCUCUGCCUUACGCCCUUCAUCCCCCUUUCCACCCUCUCUGCCUUACGCCCUUCAUCCCCCUUUCCACCCUCUCUGCCUUACGCCCUUCAUCCCCCUUUCCACCCUCUCUGCCUUACGCCCUUCAUCCCCCUUUCCACCCUCUCUGCCUUACGCCCUUCAUCCCCCUUUCCACCCUCUCUGCCUUACGCCCUUCAUCCCCCUUUCCACCCUCUCUGCCUUACGCCCUUCAUCCCCCUUUCCACCCUCUCUGCCUUACGCCCUUCAUCCCCCUUUCCACCCUCUCUGCCUUACGCCCUUCAUCCCCCUUUCCACCCUCUCUGCCUUACGCCCUUCAUCCCCCUUUCCACCCUCUCUGCCUUACGCCCUUCAUCCCCCUUUCCACCCUCUCUGCCUUACGCCCUUCAUCCCCCUUUCCACCCUCUCUGCCUUACGCCCUUCAUCCCCCUUUCCACCCUCUCUGCCUUACGCCCUUCAUCCCCCUUUCCACCCUCUCUGCCUUACGCCCUUCAUCCCCUUUCCACCCUCUCUGCCUUACGCCCUUCAUCCCCCUUUCCACCCUCUCUGCCUUACGCCCUUCAUCCCCCUUUCCACCCUCUCUGCCUUACGCCCUUCAUCCCCCUUUCCACCCUCUCUGCCUUACGCCCUUCAUCCCCCUUUCCACCCUCUCUGCCUUACGCCCUUCAUCCCCCUUUCCACCCUCUCUGCCUUACGCCCUUCAUCCCCCUUUCCACCCUCUCUGCCUUACGCCCUUCAUCCCCCUUUCCACCCUCUCUGCCUUACGCCCUUCAUCCCCCUUUCCACCCUCUCUGCCUUACGCCCUUCAUCCCCCUUUCCACCCUCUCUGCCUUACGCCCUUCAUCCCCCUUUCCACCCUCUCUGCCUUACGCCCUUCAUCCCCCUUUCCACCCUCUCUGCCUUACGCCCUUCAUCCCCCUUUCCACCCUCUCUGCCUUACGCCCUUCAUCCCCCUUUCCACCCUCUCUGCCUUACGCCCUUCAUCCCCCUUUCCACCCUCUCUGCCUUACGCCCUUCAUCCCCCUUUCCACCCUCUCUGCCUUACGCCCUUCAUCCCCCUUUCCACCCUCUCUGCCUUACGCCCUUCAUCCCCCUUUCCACCCUCUCUGCCUUACGCCCUUCAUCCCCCUUUCCACCCUCUCUGCCUUACGCCCUUCAUCCCCUUUCCACCCUCUCUGCCUUACGCCCUUCAUCCCCCUUUCCACCCUCUCUGCCUUACGCCCUUCAUCCCCCUUUCCACCCUCUCUGCCUUACGCCCUUCAUCCCCCUUUCCACCCUCUCUGCCUUACGCCCUUCAUCCCCCUUUCCACCCUCUCUGCCUUACGCCCUUCAUCCCCCUUUCCACCCUCUCUGCCUUACGCCCUUCAUCCCCCUUUCCACCCUCUCUGCCUUACGCCCUUCAUCCCCCUUUCCACCCUCUCUGCCUUACGCCCUUCAUCCCCCUUUCCACCCUCUCUGCCUUACGCCCUUCAUCCCCCUUUCCACCCUCUCUGCCUUACGCCCUUCAUCCCCCUUUCCACCCUCUCUGCCUUACGCCCUUCAUCCCCCUUUCCACCCUCUCUGCCUUACGCCCUUCAUCCCCCUUUCCACCCUCUCUGCCUUACGCCCUUCAUCCCCCUUUCCACCCUCUCUGCCUUACGCCCUUCAUCCCCCUUUCCACCCUCUCUGCCUUACGCCCUUCAUCCCCCUUUCCACCCUCUCUGCCUUACGCCCUUCAUCCCCCUUUCCACCCUCUCUGCCUUACGCCCUUCAUCCCCCUUUCCACCCUCUCUGCCUUACGCCCUUCAUCCCCCUUUCCACCCUCUCUGCCUUACGCCCUUCAUCCCCCUUUCCACCCUCUCUGCCUUACGCCCUUCAUCCCCCUUUCCACCCUCUCUGCCUUACGCCCUUCAUCCCCCUUUCCACCCUCUCUGCCUUACGCCCUUCAUCCCCCUUUCCACCCUCUCUGCCUUACGCCCUUCAUCCCCCUUUCCACCCUCUCUGCCUUACGCCCUUCAUCCCCCUUUCCACCCUCUCUGCCUUACGCCCUUCAUCCCCCUUUCCACCCUCUCUGCCUUACGCCCUUCAUCCCCCUUUCCACCCUCUCUGCCUUACGCCCUUCAUCCCCCUUUCCACCCUCUCUGCCUUACGCCCUUCAUCCCCCUUUCCACCCUCUCUGCCUUACGCCCUUCAUCCCCCUUUCCACCCUCUCUGCCUUACGCCCUUCAUCCCCCUUUCCACCCUCUCUGCCUUACGCCCUUCAUCCCCCUUUCCACCCUCUCUGCCUUACGCCCUUCAUCCCCCUUUCCACCCUCUCUGCCUUACGCCCUUCAUCCCCCUUUCCACCCUCUCUGCCUUACGCCCUUCAUCCCCCUUUCCACCCUCUCUGCCUUACGCCCUUCAUCCCCCUUUCCACCCUCUCUGCCUUACGCCCUUCAUCCCCCUUUCCACCCUCUCUGCCUUACGCCCUUCAUCCCCCUUUCCACCCUCUCUGCCUUACGCCCUUCAUCCCCCUUUCCACCCUCUCUGCCUUACGCCCUUCAUCCCCCUUUCCACCCUCUCUGCCUUACGCCCUUCAUCCCCCUUUCCACCCUCUCUGCCUUACGCCCUUCAUCCCCCUUUCCACCCUCUCUGCCUUACGCCCUUCAUCCCCCUUUCCACCCUCUCUGCCUUACGCCCUUCAUCCCCCUUUCCACCCUCUCUGCCUUACGCCCUUCAUCCCCCUUUCCACCCUCUCUGCCUUACGCCCUUCAUCCCCCUUUCCACCCUCUCUGCCUUACGCCCUUCAUCCCCCUUUCCACCCUCUCUGCCUUACGCCCUUCAUCCCCCUUUCCACCCUCUCUGCCUUACGCCCUUCAUCCCCCUUUCCACCCUCUCUGCCUUACGCCCUUCAUCCCCCUUUCCACCCUCUCUGCCUUACGCCCUUCAUCCCCCUUUCCACCCUCUCUGCCUUACGCCCUUCAUCCCCCUUUCCACCCUCUCUGCCUUACGCCCUUCAUCCCCCUUUCCACCCUCUCUGCCUUACGCCCUUCAUCCCCCUUUCCACCCUCUCUGCCUUACGCCCUUCAUCCCCCUUUCCACCCUCUCUGCCUUACGCCCUUCAUCCCCCUUUCCACCCUCUCUGCCUUACGCCCUUCAUCCCCCUUUCCACCCUCUCUGCCUUACGCCCUUCAUCCCCCUUUCCACCCUCUCUGCCUUACGCCCUUCAUCCCCCUUUCCACCCUCUCUGCCUUACGCCCUUCAUCCCCCUUUCCACCCUCUCUGCCUUACGCCCUUCAUCCCCCUUUCCACCCUCUCUGCCUUACGCCCUUCAUCCCCCUUUCCACCCUCUCUGCCUUACGCCCUUCAUCCCCCUUUCCACCCUCUCUGCCUUACGCCCUUCAUCCCCCUUUCCACCCUCUCUGCCUUACGCCCUUCAUCCCCCUUUCCACCCUCUCUGCCUUACGCCCUUCAUCCCCCUUUCCACCCUCUCUGCCUUACGCCCUUCAUCCCCCUUUCCACCCUCUCUGCCUUACGCCCUUCAUCCCCCUUUCCACCCUCUCUGCCUUACGCCCUUCAUCCCCCUUUCCACCCUCUCUGCCUUACGCCCUUCAUCCCCCUUUCCACCCUCUCUGCCUUACGCCCUUCAUCCCCCUUUCCACCCUCUCUGCCUUACGCCCUUCAUCCCCCUUUCCACCCUCUCUGCCUUACGCCCUUCAUCCCCCUUUCCACCCUCUCUGCCUUACGCCCUUCAUCCCCCUUUCCACCCUCUCUGCCUUACGCCCUUCAUCCCCCUUUCCACCCUCUCUGCCUUACGCCCUUCAUCCCCCUUUCCACCCUCUCUGCCUUACGCCCUUCAUCCCCCUUUCCACCCUCUCUGCCUUACGCCCUUCAUCCCCCUUUCCACCCUCUCUGCCUUACGCCCUUCAUCCCCCUUUCCACCCUCUCUGCCUUACGCCCUUCAUCCCCCUUUCCACCCUCUCUGCCUUACGCCCUUCAUCCCCCUUUCCACCCUCUCUGCCUUACGCCCUUCAUCCCCCUUUCCACCCUCUCUGCCUUACGCCCUUCAUCCCCCUUUCCACCCUCUCUGCCUUACGCCCUUCAUCCCCCUUUCCACCCUCUCUGCCUUACGCCCUUCAUCCCCCUUUCCACCCUCUCUGCCUUACGCCCUUCAUCCCCCUUUCCACCCUCUCUGCCUUACGCCCUUCAUCCCCCUUUCCACCCUCUCUGCCUUACGCCCUUCAUCCCCCUUUCCACCCUCUCUGCCUUACGCCCUUCAUCCCCCUUUCCACCCUCUCUGCCUUACGCCCUUCAUCCCCCUUUCCACCCUCUCUGCCUUACGCCCUUCAUCCCCCUUUCCACCCUCUCUGCCUUACGCCCUUCAUCCCCCUUUCCACCCUCUCUGCCUUACGCCCUUCAUCCCCCUUUCCACCCUCUCUGCCUUACGCCCUUCAUCCCCCUUUCCACCCUCUCUGCCUUACGCCCUUCAUCCCCCUUUCCACCCUCUCUGCCUUACGCCCUUCAUCCCCCUUUCCACCCUCUCUGCCUUACGCCCUUCAUCCCCUUUCCACCCUCUCUGCCUUACGCCCUUCAUCCCCCUUUCCACCCUCUCUGCCUUACGCCCUUCAUCCCCCUUUCCACCCUCUCUGCCUUACGCCCUUCAUCCCCCUUUCCACCCUCUCUGCCUUACGCCCUUCAUCCCCCUUUCCACCCUCUCUGCCUUACGCCCUUCAUCCCCCUUUCCACCCUCUCUGCCUUACGCCCUUCAUCCCCCUUUCCACCCUCUCUGCCUUACGCCCUUCAUCCCCCUUUCCACCCUCUCUGCCUUACGCCCUUCAUCCCCCUUUCCACCCUCUCUGCCUUACGCCCUUCAUCCCCCUUUCCACCCUCUCUGCCUUACGCCCUUCAUCCCCCUUUCCACCCUCUCUGCCUUACGCCCUUCAUCCCCCUUUCCACCCUCUCUGCCUUACGCCCUUCAUCCCCCUUUCCACCCUCUCUGCCUUACGCCCUUCAUCCCCUUUCCACCCUCUCUGCCUUACGCCCUUCAUCCCCCUUUCCACCCUCUCUGCCUUCCCCCCCCCCCCACCCUCCUCCUCCCCCCAGGAGCAUUAUUGCAGACUUUUCCCAUUUGUCCCUACACUCAUCUUCCCUUCUCCCCUCUCUGCCUUACACCCGUGAAAUCCUUUUUUCCACACACCGAUACACUCUUCAACCCCCACAAUGCUUUCCCUCUGUUACGCCCUUCUUCCUCCGUUCGCCACAGUCUUACACCCUUCCCCUUACACCCUGCUUCCCUAUCCCCCCUGUCUUCAAAAGACCCUCCCUGCCCCUCUCCCCACCCUUCCUUUCCACCUUCUUCCUCCUUCGUGCCUCCUCUGCCUUAUGCCCAGCCUUACCCAUUCCCCUAUCCUCCCUAAACCCUUUUCCCCACUCCCCCGUCCUUCCCUUACCAUUUUCUCUCCCCUACCCUCUCCCGCCUUCACCCAUCUUCCCCCUCUCCCGCCUUCACCCAUCUUCCCCCUCUCCCCAGUCUGCCAUACACCCUUCUGUCCUGGUUUCCCGCGCUGCCUUACACCUUUCUGCCCUGGUUUCCCGCGCUGCCUUACACCAUUCUGCCCCGGUUUCCCGCGCUGCCUUACACCUUUCUGCCCUGGUUUCCCGCGCUGCCUUACACCAUUCUGCCCCGGUUUCCCGCGCUGCCUUACACCUUUCUGCCCUGGUUUCCCGCGCUGCCUUACACCUUUCUGCCCUGGUUUCCCGCGUCGCCUUACACCCUUCUGCCCUGGUUUCCCGCGCUGCCUUACACCCUUCUGCCCUGGUUUCCCGCGCUGCCUUACACCAUUGUGCCCUGGUUUCCCGCGCUGCCUUACACCCUUCUGCCCUGGUGCAUGUGGCUGCAAUGUCCCCUCUGCCUUGCAUUAGCAUGUCCCAUGUGGCUGCACCGUCCUCUCUGCCUUGCAUUAGCAUGUCCCAUGUGGCUGCACCGUCCUCUCUGCCUUGCAUUAGCAUGUCCCAUGUGGCUGCACCGUCCUCUCUGCCUUGCAUUAGCAUGUCCCAUGUGGCUGCACCGUCCUCUCUGCCUUGCAUUAGCAUGUCCCAUGUGGCUGCAAGAUCCUCUCCCCACUGCCGCACACUGUCCGUGCCCCAUGCACAUGUCAUUUUGCACGCCACAUGUUCCAGUUCCCCUCACUGUGCUGCCUCCCUUCCCCACCCUUUCGAGGGCAGUGUACAACUCACUCUUGCCAGUGUGAGGGCUGGAGGGGAAUGUCGCACCGACAAGGGACGGGUAGUGGCUCAGCUAAGCGCGUCCGAACCGGCGUGCCUGCUAGGCCACGCUGUAGGGCUCUCAUGCGUCGCCGGCCGGAAGGGGUACGCAUGGACGAGCAAGAUAGCGCGGAGGAGACCGAGGAAGUGGGCGGCCAACUGGUUAUCCUUCCCCUCUGAAGCUAUUGUGGGGCCUUUUUCAACCCAACGUACAGUGGAGAACGUGAUACGAGUUGCGUAUGGCGCAAACCUCGAUGUGGGCGUGGACGACGCAGAGGUGGAGCCGAAGAACCACCGUUUCCGCUGUUACGUGGGGUAUUCGGAUUUGUUGGGAGAGGACACUAGUGACCAUGUCGACGUGUGCAUGGGUGCUAAGUCGUGCAAGGGUCUUCACGUGUGCACACCAUGUGCCCGUGUGCAAGGGUGUGCCCGUGUGCAAGGGUGUGCCCGUGUGCAAGGAUGUGCCCGUGUGCAAGGGUGUGCCCGUGUGCAAGGGUGUGCCCGUGUGCAAGGGUGUGCCCGUGUGCAAGGGUGUGCCCGUGUGCAAGGGUGUGCCCGUGUGCAAGGGUGUGCCCGUGUGCAAGGGUGUGCCCGUGUGCAAGGGUGUGCCCGUGUGCAAGGGUGUGCCCGUGUGCAAGGGUGUGCCCGUGUGCAAGGGUGUGCCCGUGUGCAAGGGUGUGCCCGUGUGCAAGGGUGUGCCCGUGUGCAAGGGUGUGCCCGUGUGCAAGGGUGUGCCCGUGUGCAAGGGUGUGCCCGUGUGCAAGGGUGUGCCCGUGUGCAAGGGUGUGCCCGUGUGCAAGGGUGUGCCCGUGUGCAAGGGUGUGCCCGUGUGCAAGGGUGUGCCCGUGUGCAAGGGUGUGCCCGUGUGCAAGGGUGUGCCCGUGUGCAAGGGUGUGCCCGUGUGCAAGGGUGUGCCCGUGUGCAAGGGUGUGCCCGUGUGCAAGGGUGUGCCCGUGUGCAAGGGUGUGCCCGUGUGCAAGGGUGUGCCCGUGUGCAAGGGUGUUCCCGUGUGCAAGGGUGUUCCCGUGUGCAAGGGUGUGCCCGUGUGCAAGGGUGUGCCCGUGUGCAAGGGUGUGCCCGUGUGCAAGGGUGUGCCCGUGUGCAAGGGUGUUCCCGUGUGCAAGGGUGUGCCCGUGUGCAAGGGUGUGCCCGUGUGCAAGGGUGUGCCCGUGUGCAAGGGUGUGCCCGUGUGCAAGGGUGGGCCCGUGUGCAAGGGUGUGCCCGUGUGCAAGGGUGUGCCCGUGUGCAAGGGUGUGCCCGUGUGCAAGGGUGUGCCCGUGUGCAAGGGUGUGCCCGUGUGCAAGGGUGUGCCCGUGUGCAAGGGUGUGCCCGUGUGCAAGGGUGUGCCCGUGUGCAAGGGUGUUCCCGUGUGCAAGGGUGUGCCCGUGUGCAAGGGUGUGCCCGUGUGCAAGGGUGUGCCCGUGUGCAAGGGUGUGCCCGUGUGCAAGGGUGUGCCCGUGUGCAAGGGUGUGCCCGUGUGCAAGGGUGUGCCCGUGUGCAAGGGUGUGCCCGUGUGCAAGGGUGUGCCGCAUACGACCUUUGCACCCACCCACUCGGUUGCAUGCGAGUGACAGAAGCAUGA
Molecule: messenger RNA, 17229 nt
Organism: Closterium sp. Yama58-4
Lineage: Eukaryota; Viridiplantae; Streptophyta; Zygnematophyceae; Desmidiales; Closteriaceae
Source: the annotation of a GenBank genome assembly